GAAUGUUGCCGAGUGGCUGGCAAGAGCAUCUCUCAGUGCACAGUAGUUGCUGCUUCCAACAACUGCAGAGCAGGCUUCUUCGCUGACAGUCACUGAAACCAGGGCAUUCAGCGUGCCAAGCAAUCCGGGAAGGCUAGGGUAACUGAGGGACCAGCUUCCCAGCAUCUGUGAAAGAAGAACCCAGCAAUCUUCAGCGAGAAGAUGAUGGCAUGUACAGAGAUGCUGACAAUGUGCUUGCUCUCUGCCAAGCACGCUUACAGCCCUGAAGCCAAAGACAGCCUGCAGAACUAUGGCAAGGGACUAGCAAUCUUCCACGAUGUUUUUCGACGAGCUGACAAGAACGAUGAUGGGAAGUUGUCAUUUGAAGAAUUUAAGAACUGUUGUGCCGAUGGCAUCCUCAACUCUGAAGAACUGUGGGAGUUGUUCAGUGGCAUUGACAGGCGUCAGUCAGGCAAUUUAGAGACGGAGAAGUUCUGCGAGUAUUUCUCGGACUACCUUGGAGAAUACAGGCAUGUCCUGUCUGCCUUGGAGCAACUCAACACUGCUGUCCUGUCAGCCAUGGAUAAAACCAAACUGGUAUAUGAGAGCUCCUCCAAAAUGGAACAGUUUGUGACCCGCUUCUUACUUCGCGAGACGAUGAACCAGCUGCAGUCCCUGCAGGUCUCACUGGAAUGUGCUGCAGACACCAUUGAAGAACAGGCUGGCCGAGAAAGGAAGGAUGUUACCAAAUCAGAAGCUUUUGUUGGUCCACGCACUGCUAAGAGAUGUGGCCGUAGAGCUCAGAAGAACAUCUGCUUGUCUCCGACAGAUCCUUAUUCAGGGAUGCUCACCACAGGUGUUUGUGUGGAAACUGACAGCCAGUGGACAGCUGAGAUCGACCAACUACAACAGCUUAUUGACAAACUGGAAUGUAAGAGUCCAAGGCUGGAACCUCUGAAAGAUGAUGUGGUCUGCAAAGGAAGAGAUUCUUCUCACAUCCUGGUGGCACAGAGACAGAUCUCAGUGGCAGACAGUGGAUUAGAGGCGUUCCGCCAAGCUCUCCAAUCCUACACAGAAAUCACAGCCGGACAGAGCAGCUGCCUACAUGUGUCUGCCCACAAACUGUCGAGCGAUGCCUGCUUCAUCCUCUAUGAGUUUUGGCAAGAUGUGGCUUCAUGGAGAAGCCACCUGCAAUCAAACUACAGUAAGAAGUUUCAGCGUGCCAUUAUUGACUUAUUGGACUCUCCAGAACUUUUGACCACCAUGCUCUUUCCAGCUUGCUGGUGGAUCAUGAACAAUAACUGAUCUCCCCAUGGCAUUCCCUCAAGGCAGCCAGCAUGUGGAUGGAGCAAGCAUUCUCUUCGAAAGACAGCCUUCCUUCCAGGGUUGUCCUCCCACCCUCUUCAGUGUUGCUUUUCUCAUCUAUAUUAAUGUGGAAUGCUUUUACCUUCUUUCCUUCUGCAGCUUUAGGAAUGGGGCGGCACUUUGGAAUGCACCCUGCAGUCCUUCCUGAACGUCGUCUUCCUGCCACCUCCUACCAUUUUGACAUUAGGAGUUUCACCCAGAAUAAUGCCAUAGCCUUGCUAGCCUCUUUGACGAUAAGAACAGCCUAUUGUUUUGGAUUGUUGGUGCUACAACAGUCGGUUUGACCAUCCGGCAUAGCAUGAUGUACCUCCACUGUCGGAGGCAGCAUGGCUAUGAAUUCCAGUUUGCUGGGAAUGACUGGUAGGAAGAGUGCUGUUGUGCUCAGGUCCUACUUGUGGGGCUUCCCACCCCGCAAUUGUCCACCCACCAUAUGAACAUGGGCCUUUGGCCCAAUCUAGCACGCUCUUCCUGCAUUCUUAGGAUGGUGCCACAAAGGGAGCACAAUUCAUACAGAUUGUUGUGGAGAUGUGAGGCCAUAACUCUGAGGUGCAAGGCCAAUAUUGGAGCUGUAUAUUGUCAUCCCACAAAGCUUUGGGGAUAAAUUAAUGAGAAGACAGAACAAUUUUUAGGUCAGCUGUAACCAGCUCUUUCCUGCCCUGUGCCUGAGGUCAUUGCAGAGUGCUUAGGAAACUUUGAUCAAGGAGGGUAAAAUUAGAAGAUUCUCCAGUAAGGAUCAAUGUUUUGCAUUAGGGUCUGUGUGCAUUUUGUGAUCCUGCAGAAGUGAAACAACAACAACAACAACACAUACAUACAUGCAUACAUACAUGCAUACAUACAUACAUGCAUACAUACAUACAUACUUAAAGCCCGGUCUGACCUCUGAGAACUAGGUGCCAUAUCUGCAAUGUUCAGUUCAAGUUAAAUGGCAGCCCCUGACCUUUUCCAAAUCUGCCUUACUUGUUAAUGUGAUCUUUCUGAGCAUCACUUCCUCAAUUUAUUGAUGCAUUUAUCUUUCUUGGCAGUGUGUUCCUUACUAACAAGCUUAAAGAAAGGUGAUCCAGGUCCUAGUGCUAAAGUAGGAAUGUCUGAGAGGCAAAUAGGUCAUAAUUAGCAUCAGAGCCAGAACAGACAACACAUUUUGUCAUCUAUGGUAUCACAGUACCAUGAGUAGCUGACAGAGGAAAUUUUGCCCUCUUGUGUUAUUUGUUUCAAGAUAGACAUUUUGCUCAGAAUCUCACCAAUAUUCAUGCAGCAAAGGAGUAUGACCAGUGCUAUUUUUCUAGAAAAAAUGGUGCCAGAACUCACUAUGAACUCCUCCUUUGUUCUCCUAAAAUGGCAAUGGCACCUACCGGAGAGGUGCCAGGACUGAGUUCCAGUGAGUUCCAGCUGAAAAAAGCCCUGAGUAUGACUUAGGCAGCUGUGAUCCUACAAACACUUAUCUGAGAGAAAGUCCCAUUGAACUCCAUAGGAAUUACUUCUGCAUAUACAUGAAUAGAAUUGCACUGUUAGGCUGUAAUCUUAUGCAUACUUUCAUUGGAGAAAGCCCCAGUGGGGUGUCAGUAAACAUGUUGAAUUGAACUCUUAAUCUUAAAAAGGGAUGUCCACUGGGGUGCCCUCCAGAUGUUGUGAACUACAACUCCCAUCAGCCCCAGCUAGCAUGGCCAAUGGUCAGGGAUUAUGGGAGUUGUAGUCCCCAGCAUUGAGAUGAGGGGAGACCCACCAGAUUGGCUAUCCCUGAUCUAAAACUAGCCUCAACUACCUUUUUGGCUUUGAGAAUAUUCUCAAAGAAACAUUAGGAAUAUAGUCAAAACAAAAACAAUUCCUUCCAGUAGCACCUU
Podarcis muralis (Common wall lizard) is the source of this 3182-nucleotide messenger RNA. It is a transcript of the gene NECAB3, whose product is annotated as N-terminal EF-hand calcium binding protein 3. The record is from RefSeq and is a predicted model, not a curated record. Gene Ontology annotation, cellular component: cytoplasm; endoplasmic reticulum; Golgi cis cisterna. NCBI's taxonomy places the organism in Eukaryota, Metazoa, Chordata, Lepidosauria, Squamata, Lacertidae. Gene Ontology annotation, biological process: regulation of amyloid precursor protein biosynthetic process. Gene Ontology annotation, molecular function: calcium ion binding.